ACCCCUCCUCACCUCCCAUACAUACUCCCAUCAUUCAUGUUCAACGACUGAUAAGUGUUAUCACAUGAAAAUUGAAAUGAAAAAUAUGAAUUUAAUUAUUUGAAGUAAAAGUUACUCAUUCAUACUUGAGAAUUAAUUAUCCAUUAAUGAUUAAAUGCAUCCGAAAUGGCCAAAAACAUUGAAUUAAACAACGGAUUAGAAAUCCCUGCCAUUGGAUUAGGGACAUACAAAGUGGUCGAUUUAGAGAACAUUAUUCGUACUGGUUUGGAUAUAGGAUUCAGAUCAUUCGAUACUGCACGUUAUUACGAAAAUGAGUCUGAACUGGGAUCCAUUCUGACUAAAAUUCUCGCCGAAGGUAAAUACAAAAGAGAAGAUCUCUUCAUCAUUAGUAAGUUAAUGAAUUCAUGUCAUCGUCCAGACAAAGUAAUCCCAGCGAUCAAAAAGCAACUGAAAGAUUUACAAUUAGAUUAUUUAGAUUUGUAUUUGAUUCAUUGGCCAGUCGCAUGCCAGCCGACUGAAAAUGAAAUCGAGAAGAGUAAGUUUAUCGAAGAUACCGGCGUAACUUUAGAAGAAACAUGGAGUGCAAUGGAACAAUGUGUGAUACAAGGGUAUGCGAAGAGCAUAGGUGUAUCGAAUUUCAACAGCGUGCAAAUAGAUCGAAUCUGUAAGAUAGCUUCGGUGAAACCAGUUGUUAAUCAGGUCGAAUGUAAUCCGUAUUUUUUCCCUAGAAAAUUGAUCAGUUUUUGUCAAGAGAGAGGUGUCCAAGUGAUGGCUUACAGUCCACUUUACAGACCGGGAUAUUACUCUUUGAAUUUAUUGGAAGAAAGCGAGUUGAAUCGAGUGGCGAAAAAGUAUAAUAAAACUCCGGCUCAGAUUGUUUUCAAUUAUUUGAACCAUUUUAAAAUCAUUCCUGUAUCGAUGACUAGCAACGUGAAUCAUUUGGAGGAAAAUUUCCAUUCUUACGAUUUUUCUUUAACCGAUGAAGAUAUUCGAACGAUUGAAAAAAUAAAUAAAAAUUUACGAUGUAAUCCGCAAGAAAGCUUGUUGCUAUUUUCUAAAGGGGCCUGUAAUUUGAAUAAUUUUCAUCCAAUCGUUCAAUACGUGGCAGAAAGAUUUCAAAUCGAACGUGAUAUUUUUUCAGUUAUGGAGGAUGUUAAAAAAAUUGAUGUGCCUAAGGUGAAAUUGAACAAUGGCAUGGAAAUGCCAUCCAUUGGCAUUGGAACAUUCAUGGCCAGAGAUGUCAGAACAACAGUUAAAAUGGCCAUCAAAACCGGAUGCUACUUAAUCGACACAGCUCCUAUUUAUUUCAAUGAAAAUGCCAUCGGUAAAGUUAUAAAGGAGAUAAUAGACGAUGGUACGAUCAAAAGAGAAGAUUUAUUCAUCAUCAGCAAACUUUGGAAUACACAACAUAAGCCUGAAAAGGUUGUACCAACUUUGCAAAAGACAUUGAAAGAGAUGGGUCUCGAUUACGUUGAUUUAUACUUGAUGCAUUGGCCUUUUGCUUAUCAGGGAGAAGAAUUCGCUCUGAUGGGUCUCGAAGAUGAAAUCCCCAUCGAAGACACAUGGAAAGCGAUGGAAGAAUGUGUGAAAUUAGGCUACACCAAAAGUUUGGGUAUCUCGAACUUCAAAGAAUCUCAAAUCGAACGAAUUCUAGAAAUAGCUGAGUUUAAACCUGUAGCCCAUCAAAUUGAAUUCCAUCCUUUCUUGGACCAAAAACAAAUUUUAGAGUUCUGUAAACAGCACGAUAUCGUUAUUCAAGGGUAUAGUCCACUGAGUUCAUUCCAAGUUACCAAUAAUGAUAGUGUUUUUACUAACGAAACGAUUACAGCACUGGCUAAAAAACAUGGUAAAAGCAAUAGCCAAAUUACUCUUCGAUAUUUGAUCCAAUUAGGUGUUGUACCUAUACCAAAAUCCGAGAAACCUGUUCGUAUUAAACAGAAUGUUGAUGUAUUUGAUUUUAAUCUUGAUCCCGAGGAUAUGAAAAUGAUGGACGAAUUGAACAAACAGAAUAAAAGGAUCUUUCAUUACUUUACCGCUGCGCAAUUCAAAGAGUAUCCAUUCGCCCUGCAAUUUGAUAUUCCGACUGCUAACCCUGUUCAUGUUGAUGUGAAGGAAAUCAUGGCAGAUUUGAAGAAAAACCAGAAGUCAUAAUGUGUAUUUAUCUCUCUCUUUC
This is a messenger RNA of Planococcus citri (citrus mealybug), 2173 nucleotides long. RefSeq lists its product as uncharacterized. The record is from RefSeq and is a predicted model, not a curated record. Gene Ontology annotation, cellular component: cytosol. Gene Ontology annotation, molecular function: aldose reductase (NADPH) activity. Bases 166 to 2151 code for a protein of 661 amino acids. Lineage: Eukaryota; Metazoa; Arthropoda; Insecta; Hemiptera; Pseudococcidae. The transcript is spliced from 14 exons.